ACCAUCUACACCCAAUAAGCCAAUUAUUCAACUGAAACUAAAACAAUUAUACUCUCAAUUUGCGUUCACAAAAAGAGUAAAGAUUGCUUGUGACAAAGAGAAAGAAAACCAGUAUCAGAGUGACAAUAAUGGAAAUAAAGUCCUGGCUGAGUUGAAAAAUAUAAAGAAUCAUGAUGACCAUAAUGAUCAAAAUCAAGUUGUCGCUUUUUCGAUAGAGGAAAUCAGGAUACAGAUUUUAAGCCCAUAUAUUGCAAAAAACGAAUUUGAAAACACUAUGAUUAAAUAUAUCGGAAAGGUGUUGAUGGACUUACAAUACAUCAAACAAAGACCAAUAAAAGCUGAUAUAGUUGGUGUCCGAUUGUCAGAUAAUCAUCAGGUUAUAUUUUUAGAAAUGAGUGGAGCUCCUACUGAUUUUUUAAAAAAUCAUCCAAUCAGUGAUGCAAAUAAAACACUCCAGGAACGAAUGGACUCCUUAAAUUCUGUUCUCUUAAAUUUCCUUUGCUAUGAUGUUAGGUUUGUAUGGAAAGUUCAUUCUUUAAGUAUUCAAGGAAUAAGGAAAGAUGACUAUGUUGAUGAAGAAAUAUUAUCAGCAGUUUUUCCACUUAGCUGGGAUUUCCACUUCUGA
Entrophospora sp. SA101 is the source of this 625-nucleotide messenger RNA. The record is from the annotation of a GenBank genome assembly. NCBI's taxonomy places the organism in Eukaryota, Fungi, Glomeromycota, Glomeromycetes, Entrophosporales, Entrophosporaceae.